This is a messenger RNA of Entamoeba dispar SAW760, 1587 nucleotides long. RefSeq lists its product as uncharacterized. Gene Ontology annotation, molecular function: GTPase activator activity. NCBI's taxonomy places the organism in Eukaryota, Evosea, Mastigamoebida, Endamoebidae. Gene Ontology annotation, biological process: signal transduction. The coding region runs from base 1 to 1587 and encodes 528 amino acids. The record is from RefSeq and is a predicted model, not a curated record. The transcript has 3 exons.
AUGGCUAAUCAAAGUCUUCUUGACAAUCAACUUCAUAUAAUAGGUGAGACUAAAUUUAAAGAAUUUAGUGUGAUUAAUAACUUUUGGAAUAAACAACAUGAAUUUAUUAAAGAAUGGAAUGAAGUAUAUAGUACUAUGAAUACAAUAUUAAGAAAAGAAACAGAUUUAAUAGAAGCAACAUUCUAUAAUAAUUCUGUUGGAUUUGUUCCAGAAGAUGGAGAAGUUAUUAUUAGUGCAUUGAGUUAUAUUAAUAAUUCUACUCAAAUGUUUGCUUCACAUGUUUCAGAAUUAUUUAGUAGUGUAUUAGAUUCAUUAGAUAUGAAAUUCCAAGAAAUAGAAAAUGAAUUUAAAUCUGCAGGGUAUUCACAAAAAUCAAAACAAGGAGAUAUAGUAAAUGAAAAAAUUAUUACAUUAUAUCAUAGUUUAUCAACAACAACAUCAUUGACAAUAACAAAAAUGUUUACAGAUAUGUUAGAUGAUUAUUAUAAAUAUUUUAGAAUGGGAAUUACUUUUAUUGAAGAAAGUGAUAAGUUUAAACAAAUGAAAGAAACUAUUAAUAAGAAAAUAACUGAUGAAAAACUUAAAUUUCAACCUCAAACAGUCACUUAUGCUAAUGUUCCUAUUUCUGCUAUUCUUAAAGAUGAACAUAGAACUACAAGAGAUCUUCCAAGAGUUAUAGAAAAUAUUCAUAUGUGUUUAAUGAAAAAUGGAUUAAAUACUAAAGGAAUUUUUCGUGAAUCAACUGCUACUACAAAUGUUAUUCAAGAAAUUUAUAUGAGAAUGUCUGUAACAAAUUUUUUAGAAUUACCUCCUGAUGUUACUGCUGCAGUUUAUAAAAAGUUUUUAAGAGAAUUACCAAAUCAUAUUUUCAAUUUAUCACAAACAAUGGAAUUAGCUGAACGUAUGAAUACAAUCCAAAAUACUGAAGAGAAUAUUAUUCAAUUAAUGAAAAAUGCAGUUAAUCAAUUACCUGAAGAAUUAAAAACAUUAUUCAUUCAUUUACUUCGAUUAUGUAAUAAAAUUGCUCAAAAUGAACAAAUAAAUUCAAUGGGAUCUAAGAAUCUUUCUGUAUGUUUAACACCUUCUGUAUUUUCUAUUUCAGAAGGUGAAAAUGGACAAUAUGUACUUCCUUCAUUAUUAAAUCUAUUAACAAAUUAUAUUAAUCAUUUCAAUAAACUCUUUCCUAGAUUUGCUGAUCCAAUCAAUCAACAACAGAAAGUAUCUCGUAUUUCUAUGGUUAGUGAAAGACCUUCACAAAGAUUAAGUGCUUCUACAGAAACAAAUAAACCAUUUCUUCAACAUACUAAUAAAAUUCCCUCUCAACAUUCUUCUUCAUCUGUUUCAAUAAAAAAACCAAUUAUACAACACCCAAAAGUAGAGGUAGAACAACCUAAAACAUCUAGUCCUGUUAUUAUACAAAGAAAAGCAUUAUCAACAAGUUUACCAACAACAACACAAAAGAAAACAACAUUAACAAGACAAACAAUUAAUCCUAGAAUAAUAAAAAAACAAACUAGUGAAACAAAAGAUGAUGGAAAUGAAUUACAAGAAAUACUUUCUAAAAGAAGAAAAGCUAUGGAUUAUUGA